GGCGGCCUCUCUGCUGACGGUCGGCGCCCGUCCCGCAGGCGGCGGAGGAGGAGGCCAAGAUGAACUCGCAGCAGCAGCAGCAGCAGCGCCUGGCCGCCAUCGGUACCGACAAGGAGCUGAGCGACCUGCUGGACUUCAGCGCGAUGUUCUCGCCGCCCGUGAACCGCGGGAAGGCCCGGCCCACCACGCUGGGGAGCAGCCAGUUCGGCGGGGCAGGUAUGGAGGAACGAGCAGGAGGGAUAUCUUGGGGAGCAAGCGGUCAGUUCAGUCCUUCAUACGAACCUACAAGGGAAAAUGGCAGCCUUCUUGGAAAAACCUCAGAUAUUUCAACAGCUCUGGAGAAGCUGAAACACGAGGAGAGUUUUACAGAUACUCCUUCCUAUGAUGAACAUUUGAGUGAUGAACGAUUAGGACCCAGUGAAGAAUUAUCUCCAACUCCUUUCCUUAAUUCAAAUCUGAUAGGAAAAGCCUCUGAGAGGAGUCAGUUCCCAAUGUUUGGUCGAGAUGCUGGGCUCUCAGGCUGUCAGACAAGCCUGCUUCGAUCUGACAUUGGUGUUGGAAGCUCAGGAAAAACUGGUACACCAUAUUAUCCAUUUUCCUCUGCAAAUCCACGACGAAGGCCCCUUCAUGAUUCAUCUUCCCUUGAUUCUCUGCAGACAAAAAAAGUAAGGAAGGUGCCUCCUGGUUUGCCAUCUUCUGUCUAUGCACCUUCUCCUAAUUCAGAUGACUUCAGUAGAGAAUCUCCAAGUUAUCCAUCUCCUAAACUGCCAAGCAGUAUGUUUGCUAGCACUUUCUUGUUACAAGAUGGGACCCACAUUGCUUCUGAACUUUGGAGCCCCUCCAAUGGAGUGAGCCAGUCGGGUUAUGGUGGAAUGCUGGAAAGUCCUUCUCACCUGUUGCCCUCCAAUAGUUACGGCAGCCGACAUCCCCACGAGUGUCUGAACUGUCCUCCUCAUUCAGACUCAUCAACAGAAGGAAGCACCAGCCUUCCGCCAAUGUCCAGCUUCCACCGGGGCAGUAGCAAUAAUUCAUUAUAUGCUGCCGCUGCCGCCGCCACCACCACCACCACCUCUCAUACUCCACCAGUCAACGGCUCGGAUACCAGUGUGCUUGUUCAUAGAGGGAAUCCUGGUGGAAGUUCACAGACUGGGGACGCCCUUGGAAAAGCUUUGGCCUCAAUUUAUUCUCCUGACCACAGUAGCAGUAGCUUUCCUUCAAAUCCUUCAACACCUGUUGGAUCACCAUCAUCUCUCACAAGUACUAUCCAUCUCCUCUUCCCCCUACCUCCACUUCCUUUUUCAAAAUCUUAUGCUGAUCAGUGGUCAAGAACUGGAGGACAAGCCCCUUCAUCUCCAAGCUAUGAAAAUUCUUUACAUUCAUUGAAAAAUCGAGUUGAGCAACAACUUCAUGAGCAUUUGCAAGAUGCUAUGUCCUUCUUAAAGGAUGUCUGUGAGCAGUCCCGGAUGGAAGAUCGCCUGGACAGACUCGAUGACGCCAUCCACGUGCUGAGAAACCAUGCCGUGGGGCCUUCGAUGAGCCUGACAGGGGCCCACGGAGAGAUGGAGGGCUUAUUGCGGCUAUCCCACAAUGGGCCCAUUAGCACUUUGAGUGCCACUUACGGCACAUCCAGCCUCGUCAUAGCCAGUAGACAAGCCUCGAUGGAAGAUGGUGUCAGCCUCAGUAACAACCAUUCAGGGUUGUGCAACACGGUUCCUGCCCAGAGUACAGAACUACACUAUAAAACCCAAGAAAGCUAUAGAGGGCUGCCUGCUGGGUUGCCAACCCCAUCGGUAGCCCUAGGUCCGCUGCAGAUCAAGUUAGAGCACAAGGAGAAGGAGGACAAUGCACAGGAACCCGCGUCCUCCGAUGACAUGAAAUCUGAUGACGAGUCCUCCCAGAAGGAUAUCAAAACCUCCUCCAGAGGCAGGAUGAGCAGCAUGAACGAAGAUGAAGAACUAAACCCAGAGCAGAAGCUGGAGCGGGAGCGGGAGCGGCGGAUGGCCAACAAUGCCCGGGAGCGCUUGCGUGUCCGGGACAUCAACGAAGCUUUCAAGGAGCUGGGCCGGAUGUGCCAGCUGCACCUAAAGAGUGAAAAGCCCCAGACCAAACUGCUGAUCCUUCACCAGGCCGUGGCUGUCAUCCUCAGCCUGGAGCAGCAGGUCCGAGAGAGGAACCUGAACCCCAAAGCAGCUUGCCUUAAGCGAAGGGAAGAGGAAAAGAGGUCUGUUGUAUCAGCAGAACCCCCACCCCCCCCAUCCAGGAAGCCAUCCAGCGCUUAGUGAAACUGCCAAUCCAAUGGGACGUAUGUGAGGUGACGUUUUUAUGUCUGCGGGGGCUGACAUGGAUGUUGAUGGGCACACAGGGUAUACCAAAACCCUGUCAGUUACACUUUGUGUUAAGUUGAAUUACAGCAUCACAAAACCUAGACUGUGUGUUGGAAUCCUUUACUACUUUAGUCCAAGAUUACCAGCACAAUUUAUUAAAACCAACAGUCACACUCGGCAAAGUGUAUGGCUUUUGUUGGGGGUCGGUGAGGCAGCGCAGCUCUGGCACCUCAGAUUAUGGUGCUCAGAAUAAGAACCGGCUCCACCGGAAGCAGAUCCUCCGGUCCAGAAGCCAGAGUCCAGGCCACUUGGCUCUUUCCCACUGUGCCCUGUACCUGUCAGUGCUUCAACAUUGCCCUUUUAAUGUCCAGAUCAGAAUCCAGAACCCUGUGGAAGAGACCAAGAAGAGGGGAUCUUUUGUUCACAAGGACACUCAACACAGCAUUAAACAGGACCAUCUUGCCGGAGAAACAACCUGUCCAGAAGUGGCCCUUUGAGAAAAAUGGCCGGUUGCCCCAGAAGAGAGAGCGAGAGCACCAGGCUUUUCUUCCAGCAGGAUUUCCGCCCCACAGACAGCAGCACCUCUCCUCCUCUUCCUUGUAGUUCUCCUGUCGCUCCAGCACAAUCAGAGACUCUGAUCUCCUCUCCACUUGGUGGGGAAACUGCCUUGUGCCUAAACCGAAUUGACAAAUGAAUUGUAACUAUAAAACAUUAUUUGUAAUGGAACUAUAAAGAUCCACCGUAUGAAGGGAAACAUUGAUCUGUUUAAAGCUUGGUUGAGAUACUGAUAUUGAGAAGUGCAUUUUGAGAAUGAAGCCACCAUGCCACUGACCCUUCACAUUCCACCAUACCUACAAGUGUCUUGAAGAAGGGACAAGGGCAUGCACCAGCUCCCCUCCCUCUGGACAUGUAUUUCCCAGGUAGGUAUCUUGAUCUUGAGGAGCACAGGCCAGCAGGCAGCCUUCUUCUUGAUGCACAGCCCCUGGCCUUUUGCAUUCUCAAAUGGCUCCCUCCUAAGGCUUCCAAUGGGACUGUUGUUGGGUGAAGAAGAAUCCCAUCUAGAAUUGUCUUGGAGCUGUAAGGACAAGCCCAGCAGACCUAAGCACAACCUGGGUUGAAGUCUUGGCCUGGGAUGAGAGAAGUGCAGUCCAGGGUGCCCUGAUUCUAGCUUCCCUGUGGAGAAGGGGGCUGCCUCCUUCCUGGUCAGUUGCCUUUGCCGAGUGCAUAGCAGGGAGGCCCUCUCUCUGGGCAAUUCCUCCUUCUUUGAACUUCCGUGAACACUGUCUUCCAUUGUAGCAGCCCAGAGAGAGACCCGCCGCCGUGGCACUGCCCCGAUAUCCUAAGCAAGCUUCUCUCACAAGACUUGAAUUGCUUUGAGGGUGUUGUGGCUCUAACUGGCUCCCUUCUACAAAGAGGGCAUGUCUUUCAGAUGCUUCCUACAUAUGCUGGUUUGUUAAGCAGCUGUCCUAAAGUGAUCCUGGGCAAGUGUCUGUGGCCCUUUUCUGCCACCUCCUCAGUGUUCCCCAGCCAGUGGACUUUGCCUCCUGGCUGGUGAAUUCCUGGCUCUGUUCGGCUGUGCAGGAUGUGUGCAGUGCACCCUAAAGCUUCCCUUGUAAAACCAAGAGAGCAUUUGGCUUAUUUUUCACUGUAGCUAGUGUUUUAUACAAUAAUCUUGUAAGAAGUUUCUUGAAUUCUAAAUAUUACUCUUUCUAGAUUUUUGAAAUAAAAAAAAUGUUUUCAGUAAAAAAUUUCUUACUUUAUUUUACUAUAUUAGGUAGUAAGAAAUGUAAGGUUGUUUAACCAUAACCUAUUCAUUAAUGUCAGAAAUUUACAAUAGCAUUGUAAGAGCAUAGUAGAGUUCUAGCAUCCUGUGUAGUACCUUAUGGAGUAUUGUAAGAGCUAUUUAUCCAAGAUGAAUUGCUUCUCAUCUUGUUAUUCAAUUUCCAUAUGUUGGUUUAUUGCAAAUUUGUACCCUGUGUCAAAUUUUAAGAUAUUACAGAUAAACCUUUUUGACAGCAACAGGUUCAACAUUUUUUUUAUCAAUGUAACAGAAAACACUAUGUAUAUAACAUUUAUGUAGCAAUAAAUGUCCCAUCCUUUUGUA
This is a messenger RNA of Crotalus tigris (Tiger rattlesnake), 4428 nucleotides long. RefSeq names its product transcription factor 12 (gene TCF12). Gene Ontology annotation, biological process: regulation of transcription by RNA polymerase II. Bases 60 to 2279 code for a protein of 739 amino acids. Gene Ontology annotation, molecular function: protein dimerization activity; DNA-binding transcription factor activity, RNA polymerase II-specific; RNA polymerase II cis-regulatory region sequence-specific DNA binding. NCBI's taxonomy places the organism in Eukaryota, Metazoa, Chordata, Lepidosauria, Squamata, Viperidae. Gene Ontology annotation, cellular component: transcription regulator complex. The transcript has 20 exons. The record is from RefSeq and is a predicted model, not a curated record.